Messenger RNA from Haliotis rubra (blacklip abalone), 2403 nucleotides. RefSeq lists its product as uncharacterized. The record is from RefSeq and is a predicted model, not a curated record. The transcript is spliced from 8 exons. Lineage: Eukaryota; Metazoa; Mollusca; Gastropoda; Lepetellida; Haliotidae. The coding region runs from base 350 to 1201 and encodes 283 amino acids.
CCGGCAAAGUGCAUUCAGAGGACCUCGGUGAAUCUCGGCCGGGCUGUGUCUCAGAGUGCCGAUAGUUAAGCGCUGUGUGUUUUUCUGUAGGGCAAUCCGUUCAUUUCUCGGAUCCGAGCACGAUGGAUUGAACAUGCUGAUUAGAUAGUGAAAGUCCCUUAUAAGCAGGGGAAGUAAUUAGCUUCCAGUGCUAUAAUUGGCCAUUCUCUGCCAGAACUUGGGAUGUGCGGAAGUGAUUCUAUAAUGCCCUGGCUUGUAGAAGGAAUUCCAGUUAUCGAUAGAAACACCAUGUUUUCUGUGUUAGAGUCAGUGAUGGGAUGUUGAAGACACUUCCAAGGAUUCAUUCACAAUGAUUAUGCAGACAUCACUGAGCGUGUGUACGUGCCUUAUAUUAUUCAUCAUUUCACAAACAGCUGGUAGGUGUGAGUUCAAGCAUCGGCUUCGAGACAAAUGGUACUUUCAAGGGCAGAAUCGAAACACAUUUAUCCGGAUUCGUCGAUCAGCUGUUCAGUUCCAUGCUGACAGGAACCACAAGAUCCGUUAUAAGUGCGUGGAGAGCAGAGGAAAUAUUUACCUAAUGAGGAAGAACCGGUACGAGUCCAGCAAGGACGGCGUCCUGUGUAUCGGAUUCAGCUACCUGGCGGACCACCCUAACGCCGAGUUCAGCCUCGUCCGACUCAUGUCCCCCGGGGUGUCAUCCCACAUCAUGAGCCCCAAGGUCAUCAACAGGGGGUCAAGGAUCAACAUCGACAACUCGUGUGAAUUUCUCCAGGGGGACAACCGUAGACUGUACACCUUCAUCAAGAGGCGCAGUCCCGGAUGUAAGUUCCCCGCCAAAUUGCUCGGAGACUGGAACUACACGUAUAGACAUGCGCACCAUCUGACGUUCUCCCUAAACAACCUGACACUCCACCUCCUGAACGGCGAACGCUACAUCUUCUACUGUGACUCGAGGGACAGGGACAACUUCGUCAUAAGAAACGUUGGCUACAAGGGUACCGACAGGGACGCCAUCAUGUGCAUGAGACUUGACCCCUUGGAGGACGACCCCUUCUACGACUACGAACUCUCUAGAACUAACAGCGGGAUCGAGAUGGACGGGAAGCUCGUGCUGGUUGAACGCGGGAAGCGCGUGCUGCUGCACACGGACUGUGAUUGGUUAGACAGUCCCGCUAGACCGGAGUAUAUUUACCCCAUGUAAGACCAAAAAGACAAUUUCUCGAUUUAUCAGUGGGAAAAUAUCACACACAAGCCAGCAGACGACACUUCAGCAAGACGUGUUUUAUUGGUGAUAAACAGCCCUGUAUCACUGACGGAAUAUAUAUGUGUGAUGAAAACUAUUUUCAACUUUCUCUGAAAACGAAAAACCCUGACUCUCUCUUGGAGUAGUUGCUGUAAAUACCGAACUGCCUGUCAGAACAUUCAUAUUCAACAAAGGGAUGUCACCCAUGGUAGACAAGUUUUAAAGAAAGCACAUCCCAUCUAACAUACAACGUUUUCGCAACUUUGUGGGAAGGUUGUACAUUGGUAACGUCAUGGCACAACGUUGUCACAACGUUAGUCUUACGUCAUUUUAUAACGUUAUGUCACAACACAUUUUGUAAGGUUAUAUACAGCGUUGUAAACUUACCGUUGAGGAAACGUUAUGCGUUGGGCUCCUCACAACGUUAUUAUAACGUUUCUUAUGAUUUGGUGUCAGAAUAUUUUCUGUAAAACCUUUCACUUUGAGAUUCUUUCUUCACCAUUCAUCUACAGCUUCAGAAAACACACGACCAAAACGACAAAUUGACGAAUAGAUAUUGAAGUGAAUUUCUGCUUUCUUUCAUAUGUACUGUUCAUUACUGGGAAAACUAUUCAACUAUUAACGUUUAAUAGAACGUUAAGACAACGUAAAAUACGUUAGCACGAUCACGAUACGAUCACAACGUCAGGCCACAACGUUGUGGAACGUACAUGGGAGUCCACAGAAUGACGUUGUAACAACGAAAGCAAAACGUUUUGACAACGUGAAGUUGUUAGCUGGGGAGAACUUAACUUGUUCCAGUCAGUGUUAAACAGUUACCCUUUUAUCAUUUCAUUUUCACCGAUUCAUAUUCAUAAUAUAUUAUGCAGUUUGGAGGCUCGUUACGUGUAGUACAGGUGUUUCACGUUUUGUGCCAUAUUUGAAUGUUGUGGUAUAAUUUGUUUUCAGAAUACUAUACAAACGUGAAUUGUCAUUUUUCUUUUAGACUUUCUAUUAAAGCAGGAACCUUUGUUUUGGUUGGAUUUGGGGAUUUCGUUCUGUUAUUUGUCGUUUUCUUAGCGUUUUGUAUAUUGGCACAUGUAGAUGUUUGUAAAUAUCAUUGUCAUGUUCAAUUUGUAGAGAAAUACUUAAAUGUUCAUUUAAUAAAGUAAACGAAACCA